CACGCACAGGCACCUGGUGCCGCCUGCCCUCCGAAGCUCUUGCCUCUUUCUCUGGGAGGACAAGCUGCUGGCCCCAGACCAGGAUGGACGGCAGACAGCAAUGUCCCUGCUGGGCCUGGUCCCUGCUGGUUCUGGUGGUUGUGGCUAGGGACGCAAAAUCAAGUGGGGCCACGGACAACAGCCCGACAUCCAAUAGCCUGGAGGGGGACGCCGACGCCACAGCCUUCUGGUGGGGGGAGUGGACAAAGUGGACGGCGUGCUCCCGCAGCUGCGGGGGCGGGGUGACAUCCCAGGAGCGGCACUGCCUGCAGCAGAGGAGGAAGUCCAUCCCGGGCCCUGGGAACAGGACCUGCAUGGGCACGUCCAAGCGGUACCAGCUCUGCAGAGUGCAGGAGUGUCCGCCGGACGGGAGGAGCUUCCGCGAGGAGCAGUGCGUCUCCUUCAACUCCCACGUGUACAACGGGCGGACGCACCAGUGGAAGCCUCUGUACCCGGAUGACUAUGUCCACAUCUCCAGCAAGCCAUGUGACCUGCACUGCACCACCGUGGACGGCCAGCGGCAGCUCAUGGUCCCCGCCCGCGACGGCACCUCCUGCAAGCUCAGCGACCUGCGAGGGGUUUGCGUGUCUGGAAAAUGUGAGCCCAUCGGCUGUGACGGGGUGCUUUUCUCCACCCACACGCUGGACAAGUGUGGGGUCUGCCAGGGUGAUGGUAGCAGCUGCACCCACGUGACGGGCAACUAUCGCAAGGGCAACGCCCACCUCGGUUACUCUCUGGUGACCCACAUCCCAGCUGGCGCCCGAGACAUCCAGAUUGUAGAGAGGAAGAAGUCUGCGGAUGUGCUAGCUCUUGCAGACGAAGCUGGCUAUUACUUCUUCAACGGCAACUACAAGGUGGACAGCCCUAAGAACUUCAACAUCGCUGGCACGGUGGUCAAGUACCGGCGGCCCAUGGAUGUCUACGAGACCGGGAUUGAGUACAUCGUGGCACAGGGGCCCACCAACCAGGGCCUGAAUGUCAUGGUGUGGAACCAGAACGGCAAGAGCCCGUCCAUCACCUUUGAGUACACGCUGCUUCAGCCUCCGCACGAGCACCGCCUGCAGCCUGUCUACUAUGGCUUCUCCGAGCCCGCCUCCGAGAGCUCUGAGAGCCAGGGCCUGGACGGGGCCAGGCUCAUGGGCUUCGUCCCGCACAACAGCUCCCUGUAUGGCCUGGCCUCCUCCGAGCAGCUGGGCCUGGACAACCGGCUGUUCGGCCACCCUGGCCUGGAGAUGGAGCUGGGCCCGAGUCGGGGCCAGGAGACCAACGAGGUGUGCCAACAGGCCGGCGGCAGGGCCUGCGAGGGGCCCCCCAGGGGCAAGGGCUUCCGAGACCGCAACGCCACGGGGACGACUCUCACCGGGGACAAGGAAGAGCAAGAGGUCGACACCCACUUCGUCUCCCAGAAGUUCUUCUCGGCGAACGCCAUCUCUGACCAGCUGCUGGGCGCAAGCGCUGACUCGAAGGACUUCACCCUCAACGACACCGUGAACAGCAUCUUUGCUCAGGGCACCUCGCGGAGCUCCCUGGCCAAGAGCUUCUUCGUGGAUUAUGAGGAGAAUGAGGGGGCUGGCACUUACCUGCUCAACGGGUCCUACCUGGAGCUGAGCAGCGACAGGAUUGCUAACGGCUCUUCCGAGGCCCCGUUCCCCAACGUCAGCAGCAGCUUGCCCACCUGGGCAGGGAACAGGACUCACAAGGCCAGGACCAGGCCCAAGACGCGCAAGCAAGGCGUGAGUCCUGCAGACAUGUACCGGUGGAAGCUCUCGUCCCAUGAACCCUGCAGUGCCACCUGCACCACAGGGGUCAUGUCCACGUACGCCAUGUGUGUCCGCUACGAUGGCGUCGAGGUGGACGACAGCUACUGCGACGCUCUCACCCGUCCUGAGCCCGUCCACGAGUUCUGCGCUGGGAGGGAGUGCCAGCCCAGGUGGGAGACGAGCAGCUGGAGUGAGUGUUCCCGCACGUGUGGAGAGGGCUACCAGUUCCGCGUCGUGCGCUGCUGGAAGAUGCUCUCGCCCGGCUUCGACAGCUCCGUGUACAGCGACCUGUGCGAGGCAGCCGAGGCCGUGCGGCCCGAGGAACGCAAGACCUGCCGGAACCCCGCCUGCGGGCCCCAGUGGGAGAUGUCAGAGUGGUCGGAGUGCACUGCCAAGUGUGGGGAGCGCAGUGUGGUGACCAGGGACAUCCGCUGCUCGGAGGAUGAGAAGCUGUGUGACCCCAACACCAGGCCUGUUGGGGAGAAGAACUGCACGGGCCCCCCCUGUGAUCGGCAGUGGACCGUCUCCGACUGGGGACCGUGCAGUGGAAGCUGUGGGCAAGGCCGCACCAUCAGGCACGUGUACUGCAAGACCAGUGAUGGACGGGUGGUGCCCGAGUCCCAGUGCCAGAUGGAGACCAAGCCUCUGGCCAUCCACCCCUGUGGGGACAAAAACUGUCCUGCCCACUGGCUGGCCCAGGACUGGGAGCGGUGCAACACCACCUGCGGGCGCGGAGUCAAGAAGCGGCUGGUGCUCUGCAUGGAGCUGGCCAACGGGAAGCCGCAGACACGCAGCAGCCCCGAGUGCGGGCUCGCCAAGAAGCCUCCGGAGGAGAGCACGUGCUUCGAAAGGCCCUGCUUCAAGUGGUACACCAGCCCGUGGUCCGAGUGCACCAAGACCUGCGGGGUGGGCGUGAGGAUGCGAGACGUCAAGUGCUACCAGGGGACUGACAUCGUCCGCGGCUGCGACCCGCUGGUGAAGCCCGUUGGCAGACAGGCCUGUGAUCUGCAGCCCUGCCCCACGGAGCCCCCAGAUGACAGCUGUCAGGACCAGCCGGGCACCAACUGUGCCCUGGCCAUCAAGGUGAACCUCUGUGGGCACUGGUACUACAGCAAGGCGUGCUGCCGCUCCUGCAGGCCCCCCUACUCCUAGGUGCGGCAGCUGCAGCCCCUUCCAGACAAAGACCAAGCUGCUGCAGCUUCUGGGGUCCUCCACAGACACCCCUCCUGCAGGGCACGCCAGCCUGAGGGACGUGGCACUGAGCCUCGGCUGUCAAGAGGGGACUUCCCAUGGCCAAUGGACUUUUGUGCUCCUGGGGCAGAGAAAUGGGCAGUGUCCUCCAGCACCCACUGGCCUCCCCCAAAACAGAGCCACCCCUACCGUGGGAGCCCAUCCGUGUUCCUGCGUGGAUCCUGUGUUCGUGGCCCCCCUCCCCAGCCCCCAGCAGCCCCCAGCUGAGGGGUCCAGGGCCCACAGCCAAGUGGUGGAUGUGUCUUACCCCUGGCCUGAAGCCCAUGCCCUCUCUGGGUGACAGGGCCUUCUGAAGAAGACUGGCAGGCAAGCCCAACGUGGGGGGCCUCCAUCCCUUGGAGGCCAGGGGGUGAGGAGGGGCGCAGGCAGCAAGGAGGCCCAGGUGUAUCCCCUCCUAUGGAGCCCCUCCCAUGGAGCUCUCCUCCUGCUGCACUUUCUACCCUGGGCAGAGGCGCUUGCCCAUGGGGCGUUUGGGAUGGACCUCGGGCCCCGCCCCUGCAGUCGGGUCAGUGCUCAUCUAUGUUAAUAAAGUGGUCCUAUUUAUGGCGGCAUC
Messenger RNA from Cebus imitator (Panamanian white-faced capuchin), 3603 nucleotides. RefSeq names its product ADAMTS like 2 (gene ADAMTSL2). Gene Ontology annotation, cellular component: extracellular matrix. NCBI's taxonomy places the organism in Eukaryota, Metazoa, Chordata, Mammalia, Primates, Cebidae. The transcript is spliced from 19 exons. The record is from RefSeq and is a predicted model, not a curated record. Gene Ontology annotation, biological process: extracellular matrix organization. Bases 84 to 2951 code for a protein of 955 amino acids.